AUGACCGCGCCGCUGAGAGGUAUCUACACCGCGCGCGUUCUUUUGCAACAAAGCUCAAGGAAAACGACGUUCCAUACUGAAAAAUUUUCUAAACAGACGGUGGACGAGAGUGAUCCGAAGAAGAAGGACAGGGAGCCCAAGAAACGGUUAAACAGGAAUUCUGUAUCUGGUAAGCAAGUGGCGGUCGUUGGUUUACUUGCACUCGGCACCACAAUCCUGUCACUUUUGUAUUCGAAGUCCAAGCCAGUUGAGUUUUUAGAAGAAGAUCCAACACCCGCAGAGAUGACUGAAACCGCUGGGAGACCGAUCUUCACUCCAGAGGAGGUAUCUGUUAUUUUCGUCCUUGGUGGACCUGGUGCAGGGAAGGGCACUCAAUGUGACAAUCUGGUGCGCGACUACCAUUUUGUGCACCUAUCUGCUGGUGAUCUGUUGCGUGCGGAGCAGAACAGACCGGAUUCCGAGUACGGAAAGUUAAUUAAACAUUACAUCACGGAGGGGUUGAUUGUCCCCCAGGAGAUUACCGUGAAAUUGUUGGAGAAUGCCAUCCGUGACAACUUCAAGGAGGGCAGAACGAAGUUCUUGGUGGACGGGUUCCCAAGGAAGAUGGACCAGGCAAUCACUUUUGAAGACGUGAUUGUCCCAAGUAAAUUCGUUCUAUUUUUUGAUUGUCCAGAAGAGGUGAUGGAAAAGAGACUACUGGAACGUGGCAAGACGAGCGGGAGGGCUGACGACAACAUCGAGUCCAUCAAGAAAAGAUUCAAGACUUUUGUUGAGACAAGCAUGCCCGUAAUUGAGUAUUUCGAAGAGCAAAACAAAGUGAUCAAGAUCAAAUGUGACAAAUCUGUCGAAGAAGUCUACAACGAUGUUCAGCAACAGCUCAAAGGUAAAAUUUAA
This is a messenger RNA of Huiozyma naganishii CBS 8797, 894 nucleotides long. RefSeq names its product bifunctional uridylate/adenylate kinase. Gene Ontology annotation, biological process: 'de novo' pyrimidine nucleobase biosynthetic process; CDP biosynthetic process; UDP biosynthetic process. Gene Ontology annotation, cellular component: cytoplasm; nucleus. Gene Ontology annotation, molecular function: ATP binding; UMP kinase activity. NCBI's taxonomy places the organism in Eukaryota, Fungi, Ascomycota, Saccharomycetes, Saccharomycetales, Saccharomycetaceae. The transcript has a single exon. Bases 1 to 894 code for a protein of 297 amino acids. The record is from RefSeq and is a predicted model, not a curated record.